Corylus avellana is the source of this 478-nucleotide messenger RNA. RefSeq names its product non-specific lipid-transfer protein AP10-like. Gene Ontology annotation, biological process: lipid transport. Gene Ontology annotation, molecular function: lipid binding. NCBI's taxonomy places the organism in Eukaryota, Viridiplantae, Streptophyta, Magnoliopsida, Fagales, Betulaceae. The record is from RefSeq and is a predicted model, not a curated record.
AGAAAUUAACGAUUAGUACUCUUUAUAUAGUUCAAAAGAGAAUUAAUGGAGAAGAAAAUGAUGGGUUGUGUUGUAUUGGCCUUUGGGUUGAUGUUUUUGGCCUUAAAUGCAAGUGGGAGACCUUCGAAUGACAUAUCAUGCACAGAUGCUGUAAUAGAUUUGUUGCCGUGCCAGUCGUUUUUGGUGAGUUAUGGCCCAGCGUUGCCCACUGAUGCCUGCUGUCAAGGUGCACAGGCUGUGCUGAACCAGGCUACCACCAUUGAAAUACGCAAAUCUCUAUGCGAGUGUUUCAAAAAGGUUGGAAAAGAUAUGAAUGUUAACCCUGAGAAAGCUAAACAACUUCCCUCUCUCUGCAAGAUCGACACUCCCGUACCCAUUGACAUUGACCCCAAUAUGGACUGCAGCAAAAUCCAAUGAUGCCCUCAAGAGAGAUGUCAGUGAAAUAAACUUGGGGAAGAAGGAGCAAUUUAAUUAUCCA